Molecule: messenger RNA, 1005 nt
Organism: Panicum hallii
Lineage: Eukaryota; Viridiplantae; Streptophyta; Magnoliopsida; Poales; Poaceae
Product: NDR1/HIN1-like protein 10
Exons: 1
Coding region: 83-730 (215 amino acids)
Biological process (GO): defense response to other organism
Source: RefSeq, a predicted model, not a curated record
AGUUUGCCAGUUAACGCCUCCCGGCCCUCUGAGCCAAUCUCCUAGCAGCCAAGGUCCUCCAGCAGCAGCCACUGCUCCGUCCAUGGGGGCGUUCGACGAGUGCUGCGACGACUGCCGCUGCUACAGCUGCCGUGACUUCUGGUGGUGCGUCCUCUGCGUCGCCAUCCUCGCCGCCGUCGCCCUCAUCGUCGUCCUCGUCGCCGCCUUCGGCUUCGUCCGCCACGUGAGCGUCACCGUGGACGACGCCUCCCUGACGCGCCUCGCGCUCGUCGGCGCGCCGGCCACGGCGACGGCGCUCGCGUACAACCUCUCGGUGACGCUCACCGUGCGCAACCCGAACUGGGCCAUGGGCAUGGCCAACACCAAGCCGCUCGACGCCGCGUACAGCUUCGAUGGCCAGCAGUUCGACCGCCUGCGGCUCGCCGGUGAGGGCGACAAGCACCCCGCCGGCAAGACCAGGGUGUACAGGCUGGCGUCCGGGUCCGGCGGCGCGCCCGUCUCGCUGGGCAACGCCGGGGUCGCCGAGUUCCACAAGGAGAACGCCACGGGGGUGUUCGAGGUGGAGGUGACGGUGAGAGGCGAGGUCAAGUACACGGCGCGCGCCGCCAAGUGCGCCAUCGAGGCCACCUGCCCGCUCAAGCUCCAGCUCGCGCCGCCGGGGCAGGCGCCGGCGGCCUUCGUGUUCCAGAAGGUCAAGUGCAAGCUCGCCAAGGCAGAGAAGAACUGCUAGGACCUUCCGGAUGAUGAUGAUGUUCAUAAAUAAUCUGCAAGCUGGAAGUGGCGACGACUGUCAUGCAUGUUUGUGUAAGUGUUUGCGAUGCGUUUAGUCUGCACUGCACGAACUAAAACUACUAUGGAACGUGCAGUUUAAUGAUCUUCUGCAGUUGGGUAGCUAGUCACUGCUGUCGUAACAACCUUGCUUGGUUAGUUUUUGAAGCUUAAUUCUGUUGACCAUCGACAGAAGAAAAGAACGUUAGCUGCCAGUGGUGACACCAAUAUAUAAGA